Messenger RNA from Hordeum vulgare subsp. vulgare (domesticated barley), 1060 nucleotides. Its product is annotated as GTP-binding nuclear protein Ran-2. The record is from RefSeq and is a predicted model, not a curated record. The transcript has 8 exons. Gene Ontology annotation, cellular component: cytoplasm; nucleus. The coding region runs from base 107 to 772 and encodes 221 amino acids. Lineage: Eukaryota; Viridiplantae; Streptophyta; Magnoliopsida; Poales; Poaceae. Gene Ontology annotation, biological process: protein import into nucleus; ribosomal subunit export from nucleus. Gene Ontology annotation, molecular function: GTP binding; GTPase activity.
UCCUCCGCCUCCCCCAACUCCGAUUCGAAAUACUCCUCCUCCUCCCCCCCAGCUAGGGUUUUGCUGCCUCCCUCCCGUGCCGCCGCCUCUCAACCGCGUCCCCCCCAUGGCGCUGCCGAACCAGAACACCGUCGAUUACCCCAGCUUCAAGCUCGUCAUCGUCGGCGACGGAGGGACUGGCAAAACCACUUUUGUGAAGAGGCAUCUCACUGGAGAGUUUGAGAAGAAAUAUGAACCCACCAUUGGUGUUGAAGUUCACCCAUUGGAUUUCACCACUAACUGUGGAAAGAUCCGAUUCUACUGCUGGGACACUGCUGGGCAAGAGAAGUUUGGUGGACUUAGGGAUGGAUACUAUAUCCAUGGUCAGUGUGCGAUAAUCAUGUUUGAUGUCACUUCAAGGCUGACCUACAAGAAUGUUCCUACAUGGCACAGGGACUUGUGCAGGGUGUGUGAGAACAUUCCCAUUGUCCUGUGCGGGAACAAGGUUGAUGUGAAGAACAGGCAGGUUAAGGCCAAGCAGGUGACAUUCCACAGGAAGAAGAACCUGCAGUAUUAUGAGAUCUCUGCCAAGAGCAACUACAACUUUGAGAAGCCAUUCCUUUAUCUUGCAAGGAAGCUGGCUGGUGAUCCCAACAUUCACUUCGUUGAAGCUGUGGCUCUUAAGCCCCCGGAAGUGACAUUCGACUUGGCCAUGCAGCAACAGCAUGAGGCUGAGCUUGCGGCUGCAGCGGCGCAGCCACUGCCAGAUGACGAUGACGAUCUGAUCGAGUAGAGAGAGGAUCACGAGUCUUGUCUUAUCAAUCAAUACUUUGAGAGCCGGAGACUUGUGCGAGUCUGGUUUUUAGGUUGAAGGCUUGAUUUGGAGUGGUCAAGCCGGAUGUUUUUCCUGUCUGCCUUGCCUUGUCUGGUGGGCUGCAAACUGUUUGUGUGAACAUUGAUCUACAUCAUGUUGUUUGCCAUGGAUUUGUUGUUGGCCACCUUGAUGGUUCAUCAGUAUUAUUAUGCCUUGCUGGCUCACUGUGUGGAUCAUAUAUCUAUCUUUUACAUCUGCAGUUUGUUA